CUGAGCUUAGUCCCUGAUCGACCCCUGAGGCUCCUCGCUGCCUCGGGUCAGGUCUUAGGAGCCCAUGGAGGACAAGGAGGAUCCGCAGCAACAGCAUAAAAUAGAAGAUGCUGGUAUAGUAUAUAUAACUGAAAAAGAAGAACUCAAACAUGAGAAAGAACCUGGAAAGAGCAUACCACAUUCAAAACCAUGUGUCAGGAUACGCCGUGUAUAUUAUGCUAAAUUCAUUAACACAAAUGCAAGAACAUGCAAUGAACCAGUUCCCUACAUAGAUCCCAAGAUACGGUCAGAAAAUCAGGAUGACUGGUGGUCACAUGGUAAAGAACCUGAGCAUCACUUUCAACCACCUUAUGACACUAAGAGCACCCAGAGGAGUGACUUUCAAAAACCAGUGUGUCCAUUGGUUUUGCCAGUCAAACACAGCAAGUUGCAAAAGCCUUCUUGUGGAAUAGUUCCACUUGCCUCUCCCGAUGCAUCCGCAGAACUUCAAAAGAAUUUUAUAGAACGAAUCUCCUUUAUACAUCAAUAUGAUUCCAGGAAAACUCCCAAUGAGCCUAUGCGGGGUAAGCGGCACGGAGUUUUUAUGCAGAUAGAGAUAAAACCAGGGAGUAGGCCAAGAGCUCCUCGGGGAACAGAGGCGGUACUGAAUGCUCCAGGGUCAUGCUCAUCAGAACAGCCCAAAAAACCAGAGAAAGGAAACUCAGCAGAGAGCAAAAUGACCUCACCGGGUCUCGGCCAACAAAAGUCCUCAGAGCUGUUAGAGACUAAAACCCCCUUAUCAGAAACAGACGUCAGAGAGGCGGCCAAGGCCUGCCCCACGAGUCCUGCGAGGAGGAAGUCUGUGGACGGCGCUCCAACGACUGCAGCGGAUGCUCUCAUCGCCAGGCACAAUCCUUCAAAUCCGCCCGUGAAAAGUCAGGAUAAAGUACCUUCUUCAGAUAAAGACAUAACCCUUGGAACGUAGAGAAAUUUCAGAAUCAUCAUAUAGGCUCUUGCAUUUGCUUUUUCUCUUAUCAAUAACCUCAAAACAUACAAUUUACAUAAACGAGAGAAUUUUAAAAAAAGACAAUUACAAUAUAUCAAAAUUUUAA
Molecule: messenger RNA, 1091 nt
Organism: Eptesicus fuscus (big brown bat)
Lineage: Eukaryota; Metazoa; Chordata; Mammalia; Chiroptera; Vespertilionidae
Gene: CIMIP6
Product: chromosome 16 C2orf73 homolog
Exons: 5
Coding region: 65-964 (299 amino acids)
Source: RefSeq, a predicted model, not a curated record